AUGGCCAAAUUCAAAGCUCUUUUCACAGUUCUGCUGUGUCCAUGUUGUCCAAGGGUUCAGAAACGGGCAACCAAAAUGGGCGUUUUGCUUGCAGUAUUCGAAGGUUUUUCAGUAAUUAAAUUUGGCGUAAAUGCUGUACUUUCUGCAGAAGAGAUAACGAAAAUUGUGUCGUACCACAAUGAUUUGAGGAAAGAAAAAUGGAACAGCGUUUUAGCAGACAUGGCCGAAUCAUGCUAUGGGCCGACACAACCGAUGUUGGAUGUUCCGCCAAUGUAUGCCCAACUACGGAUGUCAGAGAUGCUGGAUUAG
Messenger RNA from Helobdella robusta, 309 nucleotides. RefSeq lists its product as hypothetical. NCBI's taxonomy places the organism in Eukaryota, Metazoa, Annelida, Clitellata, Rhynchobdellida, Glossiphoniidae. The record is from RefSeq and is a predicted model, not a curated record. Bases 1 to 309 code for a protein of 102 amino acids. The transcript has 4 exons.